CAAUCAUGGAGCAGUUUGUGCCUGCUGUGCGCUCUUUAUCAGUCUGCAGGCGGUUAUGUUACGCAGUGGGACAUUUUCUAAACGACCUGUGCGCCUCUAUGUGGUUCACCUAUCUGCUGGUCUACCUGCACUCAGUGCUCGGCUUUCAAAGCACCUAUGCAGGUGUGAUGCUCCUGAUUGGUCAAAUAGCGGAUGGAGUCUGUACACCUCUGGUUGGAUAUGAAUCUGACAGAACAGCGGGCAUCUGCGGCAAGAGAAAGACCUGGCAUCUACUGGGCACUGUGUGCGUCCUGGUGUCUUUCUCCUUCAUCUUCAACCCCUGCCUGGCCUGUGAGGACAGCACCGCUCAGUGGGCUCAGCUCGUGUACUUCUCCCCCUUCAUCGUCCUCUUCCAGUUCGGCUGGGCCGCCGCUCAGAUCUCGCACCUGUCCCUGAUCCCGGAGCUAGUGUCCCGCGAGAGCGACAAGGUGGAGCUCACUGCGUACAGGUAUGCCUUCGGUGUGGUGGCCAACAUCACAGUGUACACUGUGGCCUGGCUGCUCUUUCACUUCCAGGCUCAACACGGUGUGGACCCCUCCAUCACAGACAACCUGGGCCCUGUGGACAUCCCUCUGUUCAGGACACUGGCCCUCAUUAUAGUGGGUACUGGCGCUGUAUUCUCCCUGAUAUUCCAUGUCGGCACAAAAGAGGAUGCGUCUGCUUCAGGGAAGGGCGAUCAGCUGAUCACACCUUCCCCCUCACAGGAAGCAUUGCCUCGUCCUGUAUUUCAGUGGAAGCAUUGGCUGAAGGAGCCCUCUUUCUACCAGGUGGCUUUCCUAUACAUGUGCACCAGACUAAUAGUCAACUUAUCUCAGACCUACAUCUCAGUUUAUCUCACCAACUCACUGAUGUUACCAAAGAACUUCAUUGCCAUCAUACCUCUGGUGAUGUAUGUCAGCGGCUUUGUUUGCUCUCUGGCUAUGUAACCAGUCAGUAAGCUCAUAGGAAUAAGUCUUACGUAUUUGAUUGGCCUGUUGAUGGUGUUUGGCUUUGCCACUUGGGUGUUUGUGGACAAGAACAUGGGAGGUCAGGUCAUCUAUGGAGCAGCCGUGUUCCUGGGAGCCGGUUCAGCUACAAUCCUGGUCAUGUCUUUGUCCAUGACAGCCACACUCAUCGGGGAGCAGACGCAAAGUGGAGCCUUUGUUUAUGGAUCGAUGAGCUUCACAGACAAAGUGGCUAAUGGCCUGGGGGUCAUCCUCAUCCAGAGUAUCAGACCAUGCAGCACAGAUGCCUGCUGCCCAGACUGUGUUUGGUUUUAUCGUGACGUCAUGGUGACAGUAACCGGGGGCGUGGCCGUGGCUGCAGCACUUUGCCUGUUCACAAUUUUAAUCUGGCCAAUCCGGAUACGGAGAAAUUAGGGUUCAGAAUAUACACACUCUACACUACAUUCAUUGUCUGUGCCUGUGCACACACACAUGGAAAAAAACACUCAUGCAGAGAUUCUAUAACCUUUUCUGUUUAAAUCCAGUGUCACUAUUUCAGAUAGACAGACAGCACAAUCGACUUUUGUUACAAGACAAGAGAAAUAGUGCAGAGGGUAAAGCCACGCUACCACCUAGUGUAUGAAUUUGUAACUAAAACUGAGAAUUACAGUAAAAGAUCCACAUGACAGGUGAAGUUUGUGACCAGAAGAUCUUUAAUUGGGUUCAGAUGUCUAGAUCAAAUGUAGAAAUUGAAAUCACAAUCACACAAGUAUUUCAUAUAAAUGUCUACAAGUUUAAAUCGAGGUCAGCUCGUAUUGCUUCAGAUGUCACCCUUAACUCAGCACUUCUAGAUCUACAGUACCAUGACCUGGAUGACUCACAGCCUUCACUGACAUUUCACAUAGAUGUAAAUGAGAUGCAUGUUUGUAAUAAAAUGUGAUCCGACCUCCGCCUUGGCUUUUUACUGUGAAUGAAGCCAAAUGUUUUCGUUGACCGGGCAGUGAUUGUGGCGCUGUUCCAAAGAAGUGAACUGGGUGAACUUGACUCCUCUUGUUAGAGUUAUUGUGUGCAUGACUCAGAGCAUGACCGCUAAUACCUUCCUGACCAUUAUUAUUUGUACCACUUGCUUUGAACGUGCGUACAGUAGGAGAAAAAUAACUAAGCAUUUGGUUGGGAAAUGAAAAAUAUAUAUUGUAUGUGUAUUGAUUUCUUUAUCAUGUUAAAUUCUUUUAACAUUUAAAAUCACUGAAUGUUCUGUUUUUGUUGUCACUGUUUUUGUUUCUGUUCUUUAAAGAGAAAAACUGUCAAAGACAUCAAAAUCCAGAAAAUAGAUUUAAAUUCUUCUUCUAAUGCAAAUUUAAAAACAAAUGAUUUGAGUCCUGUGUUCUUUACAGGGGACGUUGUGUUGCUUUAGUUAUAGGCCAGAGUUUGUAUUUCACGCUUUUACCUUUGUCCAUCUGUCAAAGAAAACAGGUUUGUUUAGACAAAGACAAUCCUUGUCGUUGAGUACCCGGUUAUUUUGUCUCUUAAAGAAGGAUGCCCUUCUGGAGGAACUAUAUUUAUACACUGAAACAAACAAAAGACAAUGAAACUUUGUUGUUGAAUGGAGAUGACAGA
This is a messenger RNA of Larimichthys crocea (large yellow croaker), 2579 nucleotides long. It is a transcript of the gene mfsd12b, whose product is annotated as major facilitator superfamily domain containing 12b. Gene Ontology annotation, molecular function: symporter activity. Lineage: Eukaryota; Metazoa; Chordata; Actinopteri; Sciaenidae. The record is from RefSeq and is a predicted model, not a curated record. Gene Ontology annotation, biological process: carbohydrate transport; regulation of melanin biosynthetic process; pigment metabolic process involved in pigmentation. Gene Ontology annotation, cellular component: plasma membrane. The transcript has 9 exons.